Plenodomus lingam JN3 is the source of this 285-nucleotide messenger RNA. The record is from RefSeq and is a predicted model, not a curated record. Lineage: Eukaryota; Fungi; Ascomycota; Dothideomycetes; Pleosporales; Leptosphaeriaceae.
AUGGACGUUGGAUGUACAUGUGUGGGCGCUGCAGUCAGCCAGCCAGUCAGUUGGUGUCCUGGGUCCUCCAUGUCGGAAACCACACCCUCGGUUCGUGCACGAUUAAAGUUUCGUGGGGGCAAGCCGGGUGAAACUCUACUCUGGUACGAAUUCCCAACCCGGACGGUCGCUGUCAAACUCUCGUUUUUUCCCCUUUUUGGCGUCGAGGUUCGUGGGUUUCCCCCUUGGGGCAAGGCUGUCACCACGGCUGGCUUGCCAGAUAGGGUUGCCCGGUUCCAAGCUUGA